GGUAUUCUGGAAGUUAACUUUUAUAUAAAUAAUUAGAAAUUGGUAUGAAAUGGAAGAAGAACUUAGUGAUCCACAUGAGCAGCAACUUUUUGCCGUCUUUAAGAGCUGUCUAGGAGAUGGGCAAAAUGAAUUAGAUAAAAAAGGCCUAUUAAUACUUUGCAGCAAACUUGAACUAGAAGAAAAUCAUAGAGAUGCAAUAUUUGAGUUACUUGAUAUAAAUGUGUUUCAGAGAACAAUUACAUUUUAUGAAUUUAGAAACAGUUUUCUUGCAUUAUUAGGUAAGUCACAAGAGGUACCAACAAAUAGGCCAGAAAAAGAAGUUCAUACUGAAUCAGAAACAUAUAAUAACAACACAAUGUGUACAUUAUAUAGUCAUCAAUCAAUAGAAAAGAAACAAGUAGAGGCCAUGAAACGUCAACAACUUCAAAUAGACAAAAAUUGUAGUCAACAAAGACAAGAAACAUGGAGUAAUCAGAAUUCUCUGAUAUUAGAAGAAAUAAAUAGUUUUUGUAAUAGGGGAUUUGUUCUUCCUAAGCAAACAAUUGAACUUAUUUUUAAAAAACUUGAUAUAGAUUGUGAUGGUUUAAUUAAUCUUGAAGAAUUUUUACAUUUUUUUCAAAGUACCAAUAAUACAUUAUUGGAACAAACAAAUGUAAAUUGGUCUACUUAUUUACAUGGAGAUCACGUUAAGUCAGAUUGUUGUAAACAAUUUGUUUAUGAUCAUUCUGGAUACAUGUUAAGAAGUGUCAUAGUUGACUUAUGGGAAGUAACUGGAGUGUCUGAAGCUAAUUCGCUUUUGCUUGACUUAGGAUUUGAUGCCCCAACAAUUAAUCUUAUUGACUUAUUAAAUGCUUUAUCAUCAGAGCUAAAACUAUAUCAUAAUGAAUCUCAUACAGAAAGUGUAGAAGAAUAUGUACGUUUAUUAAAAGGAACUUUAACGGUUUAUCAAGAGGAAGUUAAAAACUUAAAUAUUUCCGUGGAGCAUCUAUACUGUGAACGUAACAAGUUGCGCGCAGACAUCAAUGAAGCGAAUGAAAGAGCAAAUCUUUUUGCCCAAGAAAUCGACGAACAUCAAAUACGCAUGGAUAAAUCUCGCCAGGAACAACUCCGACAGUUAGAUAUUAAACAUACUGAAGCACUUAAAGAACUAACAAAACAACUGCACCUCGAACGUGAACGCAGUUCGAGCGGUUUAAGAUUAUUAGAAGAGCAAUUGCUUUCAUCUCAAUUUGAAGAGCAAAGAAUCAGAGAUGAACUGACGACGGUAUUACAGGAUCUUAGAUUACUAGAAACUGAAAAUCAGAAUCAAAAUGAAGAGAUUAAGAAGCUUGAAGCUUGUAAUGGUCAACUUUCAUUGCAGAUUCGACAAUUGGCAGUUGCACAAGAUCAGGUAGAAAGCAUUGAAACAAGAGAAAAUGAACAACUUUCUAAAUUAAUGUCUGAUAUUAAGCAUCUCCAAACGGAGACAAAAAUCUUAAGAGACCAUAAUGAUGAGCUUACAAUUGAAUUAGAAAUAUUAAAACAUCACGAUGAUAUGAAAAGUAUUGUGUCCAGUGUAGAAAUAAGAUCUACAAUAUCAGAUGAAAAUUAUGGUUUAAUUAGUAUUCCAACAACAGAAAUAAGUGAUACAGAAGAUGAAGACAAGCAACAACAAUAUCAGUAUUCGGAUAAUUCUAAAACAAAUAAAGUAACAAAUGUGGUUAAAUAUAAAGUUGUUGAAUAUGAGAGUAGUAAUAGUAAUAGUAUUAAUAAAUUAACGGAAAUUAUUCAAGAAUUUAGAAAUUUUCUUACUAGCGCAAAAUUCUGUACGGAGUGUUCUGUACUUCGAAACGAAGUAUCCUCUUUGAUUAGUGAAUUAGAAUUUUAUCAAUCUAAUGUAUUGGAAAUAACAGCAACACCAAAAUUUACAAAAAAAAAAAAACAUUUAAAAAAUCUAGCAAAUGAACUAGAAGCAGAAGUUAAAAACAAUCAACACUUAAGUGAAUCAUGUCGAGACUUAAUUAUCACUAGAAAUGAAAAACUCAAGCAUUAUAAAAGAAUCUCUAACAGUGAUGAUACAACGCAUAAUGUACCGGAUGGUAAUCUCGAUAAUAUGGAGAUGAAAUGUAUCAUCAAAAAUAAAUUGUCUGGGUUGAGAGAUUAUCCACCACGAAAAGAAUUGGAAAGAGAUAAAAGCAUUUGUAAAGCAAGUGUUAUUAAUAAUUUGGAUAUAAGAAAGCAUAAUAUUGAAGCUACUGAGUUACUGAGAGAAGAAGAAUCAAAGCAUAUAACUGAAAAAAAACAGUUAGUUGACAGGUGUAGUGAAUUAGAAAAAAGUUUAGAGAUGUUGAAAGCUGAGUACGAGCAAUGCGAAGAUUACUGGGCGGCGAAGCUUGAAGAAGAGCGCGAGCAAGAACAAAAAAUAAGUGACGAAAAGUUUGCGGAAUUAAUAUCAAAAAUGGCCGAAUAUGAAGAACAAUUCAAUGCGGGUGAUAAAUCGCGAGAUGAUGGUAGACUUUCACCUAUUGAAGAACGGAUUAACCUUGAACAGCAGUAUCAGGAUCUCGAGGAAGAGUUUGAACGUUGGCGAUCUAAUGCUCAGAGUGAGCUAGCGAAGAAAUGUCGCGAAAUCGAAGAGCUCAAUACAAAAUUGCGUAGUGAAAAUUCUUCGUCACUCACAGAUUUCUCGGUACAAUUUCCUGAUGAACAGAUGGAUUUAUAUUUGAAGAAUGGGGCUAUGGAUACUGACAGUUCUUAUAAGAAUAAUUCACAGUUAUUGAAAAAAACAAUAUUGCGUUCAACGUGUUACUGUAUACAGUGCCAUAAAUUAAUGGCGCAAAGUAAUUGUAAUUGCUGUAUUGAUACUCAACAUCAACAACAACAUCGAGAUAAACGAAAGAGUCGAAAAACCGAGGACAAAGAAAAACAUUGUAGUCAUAAAAAACUAAUAGAUAUCAACCUCGAGUACAGUAAUCUUAUUAAAGAGAAGGAAAAACUUAAACAAGAUAUUAUGAAACUGCGGAGCCUUAGGAAUGUAAAUACAAAUCAUAUUUAUCACCUUGGCACUGAAGAUCAUUUGUCUAAUUUGUGUGCAAAGUUAUGUCUUCAAGAACAGAAGCAUAAAUAUUUUCAAAUAUUCUAUCAAACUCAGCAAAAAGAUAAUGAGCGAAUUCUACAAGGAAUGUGGAAACAACAUCUUCUAGAAACAUCAAAUUUACGAUUUGUUAUCAAAACAACUGAAGAAAAACUUAAUGAGCAAAUAAAAUUAAACAAAGAGCAGAAUGAAAAAUUAACGAAAGCCGAUUUUUUAACUAAGGAAUUGUAUGUAGAAAAUGCUCAGCUGUCUGAAACAAUCAAGCGUCUGGAUCAACACUGCCAAAUUCUUACAAAAAAUCGUAUUGAACCAUCCUCAGCUUGACUGCAAAAACCAAAUUUUUAUCAGACAAUGCAUUACUGUACAUUAGUUGGGAUGUGUAUCUCAGGGAUCAAAAUGAUUUAUUGAUAGUGAAAAGAUAAAAUGAAGUAUUUAAUGAUUUAAAGAUAUAAUUGUCAAUUUAUUCUUAGUUUCUAUUCGUUUAUUUGUUGCCCUAAAUAUGUAGUAAUGUAUGAAAGAAAUACUUGUAUAAGAUUGAAAGCGAAAAUAUUUUGUUAGAGUAUCAAAGGCAGCAGUGUUCAUUUGUAUAACUUAUAGAAAGUGUAAAAGUAAAUUAGUAUAAAUUACUGUAAAUCAUUUAAUACUAUGAAAAAUCUAUGCCAUUUUUCAUAAGUCAAUAUGAUUCUUUAUUUACUUAGUAAUAAGUAUAUAAGAAUUAAUAAAAUACUCUUCCAAGA
Messenger RNA from Ceratosolen solmsi marchali, 3810 nucleotides. RefSeq names its product blastoderm-specific gene 25D (gene Bsg25D). Gene Ontology annotation, biological process: microtubule anchoring at centrosome. Lineage: Eukaryota; Metazoa; Arthropoda; Insecta; Hymenoptera; Agaonidae. Gene Ontology annotation, molecular function: calcium ion binding. The record is from RefSeq and is a predicted model, not a curated record. Gene Ontology annotation, cellular component: centrosome.